Messenger RNA from Neohortaea acidophila, 1227 nucleotides. RefSeq names its product GPI mannosyltransferase 2. Gene Ontology annotation, molecular function: GPI mannosyltransferase activity; alpha-1,6-mannosyltransferase activity. The transcript is spliced from 2 exons. Gene Ontology annotation, cellular component: mannosyltransferase complex; endoplasmic reticulum membrane. The record is from RefSeq and is a predicted model, not a curated record. The annotation marks the transcript as partial. Gene Ontology annotation, biological process: GPI anchor biosynthetic process. NCBI's taxonomy places the organism in Eukaryota, Fungi, Ascomycota, Dothideomycetes, Mycosphaerellales, Teratosphaeriaceae.
GAGCAUGCAGUACUCCGCUCAACCCGCUGGGAUGGCAUCUACUUUGCAACGUCUGCGGAACGGGGUCAUGUCAACGAACAAGAAUGGGCAUUCAGCUGGGUUCUGGCCCGAUGCAAUCAUUACUUGACAAACGGUAUGCCUGGAAGCGUGUUCUCGCCAGUCGUCAAGCAUGCACUAUGCUACAUGAUCCUAGCCAAUGCCUCCCACCUCCUGGCCGUCAUCACCCUGUAUCGACUUGCCCGAGACUUGAUCUCCACUUCGACACAAGCCCGAUCGCGGAUUGCAUUCACAGCAGCACUACUGCACAUUGCCUCGCCCGCCGGUGUCUUUCUCUCGGCACCCUACGGCGAGAGCACGUUUGCCAUGUUGAAUUUCGCGGGAACCUGGAGCUACAGCCGGGCAUUGAAGCUCAGGCGCGGAGGCUCCACGACCAAGGAGCUCCUCUACACCAUCUUGGCCGGCCUGUUAUUCGCUUUGGCAAGCACGGCGAGAAGCAACGGCCUGUUGAGUGGCAUGCUGUUUGUCGGAGACGUAGCCGACGCCGUAUUACAUCCGCGAGACACAAUUCUUCAGUCCAGAAGGCUGCUGAGGCUGGUGUUCGUUGGAAUCGCAGGGUCGAUCACAGCAAUCGGAUUCGCGGCGCCGCAAAUCGUGGCUUUCAGGGAAUACUGCAUGAACAACACGACUCCGCGAAUAUGGUGCGAGAGAAUUCCUCCAAGCAUCUAUAGCUGGGUCCAAGAUCAUUACUGGGGCGUGGGCUUCCUGCGAUAUUGGACGUUGAGCAACCUGCCCUUGUUCCUGCUCGCAGCCCCGAUGCUUGGAGUCCUGCUCGUCACUGCUAGCACAGCUCUAUGGCGCCCUCGAAGCAUCACUCGGGGGUGUGUUGGAACUAGCCGGCAUCGAGGUGUUGCAGCCGCAGAGGAGGAAGACAUGGCCCAGAUUUUGAGACGGCUUGCCGCACCUCAGUUGAUCCUCGCAGUCAUGGCGGCCACGAGCUUCCACAUCCAGAUCGUCAACCGAAUCUCGUCUGGCUAUCCGCUCUGGUAUCUUACUCUUGCGAUACGCCUGUGUUCGGGGAGUGAGAUAUCGGGAGGGGAAUCUCGAAAGGGCACGAGACCAAAGUCCAAGACCGCACCACUUCCAGGAAUGGAGUGGAUCGUUCGAGGAAUGAUCAUUUAUGCCAUCAUUCAGGGCGGCUUAUACGCCUCAUUCCUCCCACCAGCGUAG